GCAAUCCUUCGGAAGCCUUAAUGCACCACGCCAAAGGCAAGUAAAUUAAUACUUGUUUAUAGUUCAGUGGAGCUUAAAACGGUCGAGUCGACGCCACGAGUGGGUGUGGAGGCUGAAAACAGGUCACAGGCAUUCGGCGUCGAGACGCCGAGGAGGCAGGACGUAACAACCUGUGGAAACCUUAUAAACGUAAUAUAUUAUUUUGUAUUUAUACCAGUUUCAAAGUGGCGUGCGCUGUGUGUCAGGCCGACCAAUUAUAAUGGCUGAGAUCCUACCCCUUUAAAUGAGAGAUUGUCUAUUGACAUAAAGUUCACAGCAUUUAGUGCCAUUGAUUUUUCGCACGGAAGAACGGUUGUGAGCCAAUAUGAUGUUGAAGACUGCAUUUUGUGGUUGCUGUUCUCUUAGAACUGGGUCGAUUGUUCUUGGAGUUCUGUGGUUGCUUACGGACCUCGGCCAAGUGAUUGCGUAUAGCGCUGACCUUGCAGGCAUCAAUGAAGGGGCAGAGAGCUCAGAACAUCGGCUGGGAUCACUUAUAGGACUGUGUAUCAGCUUACUGCAUCUUGUAGGUAAUAUUCUGCUGCUACUAGGAGCUGACAAGGGUAAGGCGCAGUGGGUGAAAUACGCAGUGAUGAACCACUUUGUCACUCUGGUGCUAGGCGUCAUUUCUGUGAUUGCGCUCUCAAUAUUCUACAGUCUCGUCGCUUUAUUCUUCGCUGGUCUCAUUGCAACAGCCAUUGCCGGCUACUGCUGGCUAGUAAUCUACAGUUUUUACUGGCAGCUGAUAGAAGUGGCCAUGACAGAAACACAUGCACAGCUUGAAACCAGUUCCCUCACGAAGCCGACGGAAUGUGGUUCAAGGCCUCUCGACGAAGACAAGCAUUCGCCCUCGAAUCUUGCCUACUAGAUCUAAGGCAGUAUGCCUAAUAUUACGCGUUUGAAAAAAAUAAAUACUUUUCUCGGUUACCAAAUAUUUAUUUAUAUCUAACUAUACGAUAUUUUGAGAAUUCGAUUGUGAAGAAAAGAUUAAAUGUUAAAACUCCUUUUAAAGUGUCAGCAGAUCGAAUAAAAUCAAAUUGUGAUAAUUUAUCAAUUUCUCGACUCAUUGUAUAAAGUAUACAAAUUCAGAAGGUGUUCAGUGACGCAAACCGUUUCUAAUUUUUUUUAAAAAAUUAAGAAGUUUGUGUUUGAUCUGAAAGAAAUGCCCUAUUUUUGUAAUGAAGACUAACAAAUCAAGCCACUAUUUGUUAAGAUUUAAACAAAUUGAUUUUAGGAGUAGGGUAAAAGGAAUAGAUGUCGGUUUUCGUACACCCAUAGAUGAUCUAACUUCCUGUAUCUUCCAUCUUUUUGUCUGCCUGCUAAUUGUAUUAAGCAUAUGGACAUAAACUUCUUAAACAUUAACCGACUGAUUAUAACAAAACUCGACAAAAAUGCGAUACCAUUUUGGAUUUUUUCUUCUUAUCUAUAAUCGAUGUAGGAGACUCACUGGCGAUGAAGUUGCGAUGAACAGUUUGUGUUUUACACGACAGCCUUGCAUCACUCUACAAGUUUUUACUAAAAGAAAAUUCUUUCUUAAACUUCAGCUAAAAUAGGUCUACAAUAGCAGACCCACAUAUUGGCCUAUAGAUUUUCAAAAUAAUACAAUAUAUCCUAUUAAAUGUAUUGUAUGUAUAGGCCUAUGUGUAAUAUAGAUAUGAUAUUAUUUAGACCUAUGGGCUUGCAUUAUUCCAACAGAUUUUAACAUCAUUGCUCAUAUUUCUUCUACUUGAGAUGAAACGAAAUUUACGAUACUUGACGAAACAAAUAUAAAUUUGAAAUCAGGUUGGUGUUUAAAAAGAAAAGUUCCGUAUUAAUAUUCAAGGUGUCAUAAAGCCAUUAUUUACAUGACACAAAUGAACAAGUACGUUAUACAAGUACUGUUCUUUAACAAAUAUCGGUUGUUUCGUGUUAUGUGUAACACUUUAACUAAAUUAAUAGUGACCUACAGAAUUAGUAAACGUCUGUGUAUAAGCUACUGUUCCUUAUUCUAUGGCAUAGCAGAUUGUGUCUUUGUAACUUCGAUAUUGUCGACCUUACAACCAAUGAAACUAAUAUUAUAUAUACAUGUAUGUAUAUAUAUAUACAUACAUACAUAUGAAAGGUUAUCCUAUAUGGUUAAAUAUUAUCUUUGUGUUUAUGUUUAGUAAGCAUUUACAUGAAAUAAAAAUAUAUUUACAGUAAAUUUUAUUGUAUUGUGAUAUUUAUAACACGUUUGAAGAAGGUUACAUUCUAUUUGUGCAUUUUCAAUAAAAUACGGAUCAAAAAAGAA
Messenger RNA from Zootermopsis nevadensis, 2305 nucleotides. RefSeq lists its product as uncharacterized. The record is from RefSeq and is a predicted model, not a curated record. Lineage: Eukaryota; Metazoa; Arthropoda; Insecta; Blattodea; Termopsidae.